Molecule: messenger RNA, 1649 nt
Organism: Panicum virgatum (switchgrass)
Lineage: Eukaryota; Viridiplantae; Streptophyta; Magnoliopsida; Poales; Poaceae
Exons: 3
Coding region: 20-1375 (451 amino acids)
Source: RefSeq, a predicted model, not a curated record
CAAAGGCGAGACGGCGACCAUGGCGACCUACCCCGGCGACCCGCUUGCACGCCCCGACCAGGCUGUCUGCGCGAUCUCCGCGACCGGCGCCAUCAAGCGCAAGAGGGAGUCCAUCAUCGGCAAGGCGGCGGUCUGUUGGCUCAGCAGCAACAGCCACGAUUCAGAGCCACACCACGUCGCCGACGCCCUCGACGAACAACUUCGCAUCAGCCGCCACGAAAUCAAGGUUGUCAAACACUACCCCGAGCAGUACCUGGUCUUCUUCACCGACAGUCAGGCCUUUCAGCGAGCCGUGAACCACCUUGGCGUCCGGAGCAGGGGUCGAACCUUCAACUUCGAGCCCUGGACUGAACGCCGCCACGCCGUGGAGAAGCAGCUUGAGUUCCGGGUGCGGCUGCGCAUUGAGGGGCUGCCGGCUCAUGCCUGGUCAGAGGAGGUCGCAGCAAAAAUCAUCGGGCAGCACUGUGCCAUCCACUACGUCGAGAGACAGUCCCUCCGCCAGGACCGCACAAGAACUUACGAUCUGUGGGCAUGGUCUGCAAACCCCAGUAAGAUCCCCAAAAUUGUUCUUCUCACCCUCACUGACCCUGACAGGGAGCUUGCACAUGGCGGAGACGUUGAGCUCUACCACGACCCUCCCCGAGGCUACAAGGGCGCCUACGACUACAAGCUACACCUCCAUCUAGAUGUGGUGGAGGACCUCUCCUUCUUUGGUAGUAGAGGUGGUGGUGACGGGCACAACAGAAAGCCUCGUCGCGAGUUCCUGUGGAACUAUGGCAUGCCGGACUACCUUGGCGAGAGACGCUCCAACCAGCAGCACGACAACUACGCCGGGCGCGAGUACCACCCUCGCCGCGAUAGAGACGACCACGAAGACAACUUCAACCGCGGCAGGCGUCGGCACAGGAGCCAAUCAUCGUGGGGAAGGAUGACCCGCUGCCGUGGGGUGGUGGAAGACUGCUAUAGCUCCUCCCGCUAUCGGGGAGGCAAUCAUGGGCACCGCAGCAGGCCGGUGGCGCCCGGGGGAAGUCAGCUCACUUGGCGCAAGAAGAUCAACUCUGCCAAGAAAGUCACCUUCGCCAACCCACUGUUCCAGGUUUUGGGUCAACUAUCCAAGGUGGAACGCAUAAGAAACCUGCUGGUUUCGGCUCCAGGUUGGGCUCCAAUCGCCUCACCAACGCACCAUAGCGAUUCUGCGGAGGAGGGCCUGCAGCUUGGCUGCACGGAGACACUGCAGCAUCUCCCACAGCCCCUGACGAGUGCAAAGAUGGAAGCUAUCAAGACUUUGGUGGAAAAGGGGAACCAGCCCAAGAACAAGAAGAAAAGCAGGGUCCUUCCGGCGCCGGAAACAACACCGGGGGCGCACGAAGUCUAAAGGACGGCGAUGGCCUUUCCCCAUCAGUUAUCGAAGUUGUCUCUCAUUUUCUCCAUGUUAUGCCAGACUUUUCAGAACUUCUUAGAAUUUGUACUAAUUAUUGGGCCGGCAAUUUGGCCUUGCGACUUCAGCUAUGCUCCGGCCAAGUUGUGCUUGUGCCCGGCAUGGACGCUCACGAAGUACGCCGAACCAGAUGCACAUCGUUUCCCUAGCUUUGUACCUGGCCCUAGCGCCCAGCAAGGAAGCUCCAGUCAGCAGUUUCAACAUUGUUUUC